This is a messenger RNA of Trachymyrmex cornetzi, 1091 nucleotides long. Its product is annotated as alpha-ketoglutarate-dependent dioxygenase alkB homolog 4. The transcript is spliced from 5 exons. The record is from RefSeq and is a predicted model, not a curated record. Gene Ontology annotation, biological process: demethylation. Gene Ontology annotation, molecular function: oxidoreductase activity; demethylase activity. The coding region runs from base 69 to 968 and encodes 299 amino acids. NCBI's taxonomy places the organism in Eukaryota, Metazoa, Arthropoda, Insecta, Hymenoptera, Formicidae.
CCAAGUAUUCGUCAUACUGUGAUUCUGCCAGUGUUUCUGUAUAUUUCUCAAAAAGGAAAGAAAAUAUAAUGGAGACCGUUCGAUCAUGCGGUUGCAAAGGAAUACGUUCUUGUUUGGUUUGUGAGACCGAAUACGAAAUUUCGAAACCGGAUCUGAAAAACGAGUUACAGAAAAGCAAAAGUUACAUUUAUUGUCCAUAUUGUAAUAAAUUAUUAUCUGGAUGGGAUAUAGACGAAUACAAGAAACAUCCUAAUCAUGAUGUAAACUUGAUUAAUUAUCCUGGUGUUUAUAUCAAGCUAGAUUUCUUAAAGGAAGAUGAGGCUAAAGAGCUCAUGAAAGCGCUUGAUGAUCUUCCUUGGCAACUUUCACAAAGCGGUAGAAGAAAACAGAAUUUUGGACCAAAAUGUAAUUUCAAAAAGCGAAAAUUACAAUUAGGAUCGUUUAAUGGUUUUCCCAAAACAACGCAAUUUAUACAAAAGAAAUUUGAGGAAAUACCAAUGUUACAUGGUUUUAAAACUGUCGAACAGUGUACGCUUGAAUAUAAUCCCGAACGAGGUGCCUCUAUAGAUCUCCAUAUGGAUGAUUGCUGGAUUUGGGGAGAACGCAUAAUAACUGUGAACGUUCUCGGUGAUUCUGUUUUAACUAUGACUCCUUAUCGUGGUCCAAUAACGCGAUACAAUUUAGACUACGUUUCAAGUUAUGAUUCCAUCUUAGAGAAAGACAUGUACGAUAAUACACAUUCUUUGGGUGAUGAUAACAUAGUAGUACGAUUACCGAUGCCUGCUAGAUCACUCAUGGUUUUAUAUGGUCCAGCAAGAUACAAAUGGGAGCAUGCUGUGCUUCGACAAGACAUCACAUCGAGACGUGUCUGCCUCGCAUACCGUGAACUGACGCCUCCGUAUCUCAAAAAUGGACAACAUGAAAAGGAAACUUCUGAAAUUUUGAGGCAAGCUUCACUCUUCUGGUGAUAUUAAUAAACAAAUUUAAAUUAUUGCAUGUGUUUUUAUAAAAAAAAUUGAUGUAUCAUUUAACAUAUUAAGUGUAAAUUUUAAUAAAGUCAUUUUAUUCUUAGCAUACAGUGCAUUAAGAAU